GGCGUACUCUACCCCUGGUCCUGCCCCCUUUGAAGCCGGGAGCCGCCAGCUGUGAGGGCCGGUGCCACGUCUGCUAGGCGGGCGCGAGGGGGCUGCGCGCCGCGCCCUGGCCCCGCUGCGGAGAGCCGUUACAGCCGUUAGCGGGGCGGGAGUGGGGCUCCGCGGGGCGGCAUGGCGGCGCGGCGGCGGUAAGGCGGGCGGGGGCCCGGCUGGGGGGCGGCGAUGGCGGCGCUGCGGGCGGCCCUACUCGGUGCGGUGCUGGGCUGCGCGGCCGCGGCGCUGAUCCCCGCGGCCGACGUGAAGGUGGAGGUGCUGCAGAAGCCCUUCCUCUGCCACAGGAGGACCAAGUGGGGAGACAUGAUGCUGGUGCACUACGAGGGAUUCCUGGAGAGGGAUGGCUCCAUGUUUCACUCCACCCACAAGCAUAACAAUGGGCAGCCUAUGUGGUUUACCCUUGGCAUAAGGGAAGCUAUCAAAGGCUGGGACAAAGGUUUGAAGGACAUGUGUGUGGGAGAGAAGCGAAAGCUAACUAUUCCACCAUCCCUUGCUUAUGGAAAAGAGGGAAAAGGAAAAAUUCCACCUGAGAGCACGCUGAUAUUCAACAUUGACCUUUUAGAAAUUAGGAAUGGACCAAGAUCUCAUGAGUCGUUCCAAGAGAUGGAUCUUAAUGAUGACUGGAAACUAUCCAAGCAGGAGGUGAAAAUUUAUUUGAAGAAAGAAUUUGAAAAGCAUGGAGCAGUGGUAAAUGAUACCCAGCAUGAUGCUUUGGUUGAAGACAUAUUUGAUAAAGAAGAUGAAGACAGUGAUGGAUUUAUAUCUGCAAGGGAAUUCACAUACAAGCAUGAUGAGCUGUAGAAAAAUGUGGCAUAAUUUCUUAUGGUGCAGAAAUGGCAGUGACUUGGAGAAUGUCUGGUUCUCUCAUCUUCUGGAUUCAUUGUUUUCGAGCUGACAGUUGCUGUUGGCAAAGAAACAUUUUUUUUUAUAUUAAAGAGAACUUCUGUCCAUUAUGUAUAAAUGUUUAAAGUAUUUUAAAGUAUGAAAAUGUACCUCCUUUUAUGCAGCAGAUGUGCAUAUCAAUUUUUUUUAACUUUGUAUUAACUUAUUUUUCAGAAGUGGAACAAACUUGCCAGAUAUCCGACACUACAAAAAUUGAAAUCCAGUUCAGUACCUUUCUGGGUGUGUGUGUGUGUGUGCGCAUGUGUGUGUUAAAGCCAUUUUCAGUGAGUCCUUAAUGCAUAACUUCUAGGUUAUGGCUUAAUUACUUGGUCUUGUUUCUUGUGUAAGUCACUGCUUGAAAAGCAGUAUGCUGAUUUCACUACUUUCUGAAGAUUUUGGAAAGAUAUACUAGAAAGCAUCAGCAUCUCUUCCUGCAGCUUAGCAGCUGAUACAAAGCUGUACAAAAAGAAUAACUGUUCUGUGCUGAUUUUGCUCCUCUAAAUGGAGAGUGUUACCAACCAUGGCAAUAAUUGUGGGGGGGUUUUGGUUUUUUUUCUGUUUUUUUGUUUUUUUUUUAAUGAUGUGAACAAAGUAGGAGUUAAAUAUCAGGGGGUUUUGUUUGUUUGUUUUUAUUUUUUUUCCCCAUGUCAGUAACAUUCUAGGAAGUGUCUGUAAUCUGAAAAGUAGCAAGUUGUACUGCAGUGCAUAGGUGAUGUUCCUAUUUUUUCAGUGUUUGUUUUGAAACUCGGAGCUUACAUUCAUAGAGAAGGACUACAACUUUCUCCUCUCAAGUUUUGAUCUUAAGACAAAAUGUUGCAAAUCCGUAGUUCUCAGUUGCAGAAGGGCAAGAGGUAUACUGACAGGAAGGUAAACAUGGCCCUGAAAAAACCCUUGCAUUGGCCUGCCUGCUUUGUUGUUGAGUUGCAGAACUUGCCUGUCGUUGCCUCUUUGCAGUAUUUUCACAAGUAGUAUACAGACAAGUGGUUUGAACUUUUAAGUAAUAAAGUGACUUUUUAGAAAAAUAUGCAUGGUAUAAAAAUGUUAUGGUGCUGUAUUUCUGGAGAGGUGGAGAGUAUGAAGAUUUCAACUCUAUUUUAUAUUCGUUUGUGCCUGGAGAAGAAAAAACAGGCAGGAACCCAUGGAUAAUGGCUAAGCGAAGGGGCAAGGCAUCUCUGCAGAAGAAAUUGGAUAGCCUGUUUUGGCACCUCUAACAAAAGGGCCUCUGAAUAUUGCAUUUUUGGCUGGAAGGCAUUGCUCAAGGCUGUAGAGGGACAUAGGGCAAAUCAGUUGUGCGAAAGGGGUAUUAGUGCAAGGCACUAAUACCAGAGUAGCAUCACCAAGUGGGACUCCACAAUCCAGGUUCUCAACACAGAUGAGCAAAUUGUUUUCCCUGCCCUCUAGUGGUGCAAGUAUUAGAAAACCACUAUUAGAGUUCAGCUUCAUAUGGGCAGAGCAUUAGGAACUGGCUGAAGAUUGCUGUCUCUUCUCUGACAGGAGUCAGUAGUGAAUGUUUGAGAGAACAGUAAAAAUGAGCUUGAAUGUGUAGUGGGUUUUUGGGGUGUGGGGUUUUUUGUCUUUUUUUUUUUUUUUUUUUUUUUUUUGAGGAGGGAGGUUGUUGUUUAAGCCUCUAUCAUUUCGUGACUUACAGCCUAUUUGACAUGGCAGUUGUGGUCACGUAUUUUUGUUUCAAGAGCCUUUGGCUCUUUGAAACCAUCUGGUUUCCUUGAACCCGUUCAUACUUUUGCUUCCAUAACAUUCUCUGGCAGUGGAUUUCACUGUAGAACUGUGUAUGAAAAUACUUCCCUUUGUUUUUAAGCUUGUUGCCUGCCUUGGCUCUUAUAUUAUGAAAAUAAUGAACAAUCAUUCCCUGUUUA
This is a messenger RNA of Dromaius novaehollandiae (emu), 2810 nucleotides long. RefSeq names its product FKBP prolyl isomerase 14 (gene FKBP14). The transcript has 4 exons. NCBI's taxonomy places the organism in Eukaryota, Metazoa, Chordata, Aves, Casuariiformes, Dromaiidae. Gene Ontology annotation, molecular function: peptidyl-prolyl cis-trans isomerase activity; calcium ion binding. Bases 223 to 855 code for a protein of 210 amino acids. The record is from RefSeq and is a predicted model, not a curated record.